Molecule: messenger RNA, 1236 nt
Organism: Nymphaea colorata (pocket water lily)
Lineage: Eukaryota; Viridiplantae; Streptophyta; Magnoliopsida; Nymphaeales; Nymphaeaceae
Product: rhomboid-like protein 11, chloroplastic
Exons: 7
Coding region: 104-1042 (312 amino acids)
Cellular component (GO): membrane
Molecular function (GO): serine-type endopeptidase activity
Source: RefSeq, a predicted model, not a curated record
CAGAGUGUCUGGUUCAGUCGAGGUUGCAGGCGACGACAGCAAUAGUGGAGGAGCAACAGGCGGAGGAAGAAGUGGACGGCGGGGCCGGGGCAAGGGAAGGAGGAUGGGGUCGGGGAUGAUGGCUUCUCCUUCCUUUGUCUUUGUUUCUGGUGGUGGUGGUGCUGGCGGCGCCGGUAGUCUUAGCAUUACCACCGUUCCCGCCAUCCCCCAACGACUCCCUAUGGUGGCAGACGGCGUCCGGUCCCCCUUGGGUAGCAGAUUCCUCCGCUUCCCAAGAAAUUCCUGUGUCCGCCGCCUCCUCUUCCUCCAUGGACAUCACCGCUCGCUGUCCCGUCGAUUUAUAUGCGGAAUGAGCAAUUCAGACAUGAUAUCACAGUUGGAACUUGGGAAGCCUGAUGAAAAGCCAGGGAGAGGAAGUCGUGUAAAUGGAGUAUUUUGGAUUUUGCUUCUGAACUUGGGCAUUUAUGUAGUCGACCAUUGGUUUCAGGUGAAUACUAUGAAAUCUCUAUAUCUAAAUCAUGCAUGGCCUCAAUGGUACCAAUUCAUAACUGCAACAUUCUGUCAUGCCGAUUGGAACCAUUUGUCAAGUAAUCUUUUCUUCUUAUACAUUUUUGGAAAGCUCGUUGAAGAGGAUGAAGGAAGCUUUGCUUUGUGGAUAUCAUAUCUGCUAACAGGUGCUGGAGCCAACCUUGUGUCAUGGCUUGUUCUUCCUAGAAAUGCAGUUUCCAUUGGAGCUUCUGGGGCUGUGUUUGGUCUUUUUGCAAUCAGUGUCCUGGUUAAGAUACGUUGGGAUUGGCGGAAGAUACUUGAAGUACUUAUAUUAGGUCAGUUUGUUCUGAAAAAGGUGAUGGAGGAAGCACAAGCUUCGGCAAGGCUACAGGGCACCAUUUUUGGAGGUUACUCACUGCAUAACAUUAAUCAUAUUGCGCAUCUUUCUGGCGCUUUAAUUGGUGUUCUUCUCAUAUGGCUACUCAGUGGGAUUCCCAGUCGACCUUCAGCUCAGGAUACACAUGGCUUGCGUAGAAGGGCAGAUAGCACUUGAGUGCAAGAUGGUUCUCAUUCAUUGUAAACGAUCAUUACAGGAGUCUUUUUUGGCUGGAGGCAAAUGUCGACUGUAAUUGUUUACUGGUGUCCUGGAUUGGAUGUGUCAGAGAGGAAAAUUAAUUGUAUGCUUCUUUAUGUAAAUGGCAAUUAUCAAAUUUCUAAGAAGCUGCAGUAAGUACACGGAAUAGUACA